CUCUUCUCUCUGGGUUCAAUAAAAAAUUAUACAAAAUGAAGUUCAUCAUUAAAGGUGGUGUUUGGAAAAAUACAGAGGACGAAAUUUUGAAGGCUGCUGUUAGUAAAUACGGCAAAAAUCAAUGGGCGCGUAUUUCUUCUUUACUUGUUCGAAAGACACCAAAGCAAUGUAAAGCUAGAUGGUAUGAAUGGUUAGAUCCCAGUAUCAAAAAGACGGAAUGGUCAAAGGAAGAGGAUGAGAAAUUAUUACAUCUCGCUAAAUUAAUGCCCACACAAUGGCGUACGAUUGCUCCCAUUGUGGGCCGUACUCCCGCUCAAUGUUUAGAACGUUAUCAACGACUUUUGGACGAAGCCGAAUCGCGUGAAUCCGACAGAUCUGAUGAACUUGGGUUAACGGGUUCCAUCGGCCACGAAUCGGGUCCCAGCGCUGACGAUGUAAGAAAGUUAAGACCUGGAGAGGUUGAUCCUGAGCCUGAGUCUAAACCUGCCAGACCCGAUCCCGUUGAUAUGGAUGAAGAUGAAAAGGAGAUGUUGUCUGAAGCCCGUGCAAGAUUGGCAAACACACAAGGUAAAAAAGCAAAGAGAAAGGCAAGAGAGAGACAAUUGGAGGAGGCUAGAAGAUUGACUGCACUCCAAAAGAGAAGAGAAUUAAAGGCAGCCGGUAUCCAUAUGCGUAUGAAGACAAAGAAGAAUGUGAUGGAUUACAAUACAGACACACCUUUUGAAAAGAAGGCAGCCUUAGGUUUUUAUGACACCACAGAAGAAGCCGGCCGCACCGUCGAUCCUGGAAAACUCACCAACGUUCAUUUAUCAAAACUCAACAGACGUCGUGCAGAUAUUGAAGAUGAAAAGAACCGUGAAAAGAAGAGAAAGGCUAAGCAGAACCCAAAUGCAUCAACGGAAGGAAAUCAAGGCAAAUUUGUACCCGAAAAGAGCGCCAAAAUCAUUCAAAUGCAAGAACAGGAACAAAUUGCAAAACGUCGUCGUUUGGUCUUGCCUGCUCCCCAAGUAGGCGAACAGGAGUUGGAAGAUAUCCUGAAAUCAGGUUUUGCAGGUGAAAAUGCAAAGAAUUUAGUGCUAGAUAGUGAUGUGAGUGCCACACAAGGCUUGGUUGGUGAUUACAAUUUCACUCCUAAUACCCUUGCCACAAGAACCCCUCGUGCUCCUCCCAGCAAUGAUAAUUUAAUGAUUGAAGCUCGUAAUCUUAUCGCACUCAGUAAUGCACAAACCCCUCUUUUGGGCGGUGAAAAUACAUCACUUUUAGAAGGCACUGGAUUCCAGGGAGCUACACCUAAACACGUACCCAUCCAAACGCCCAACCCUAUGGCAACACCCCUUCGCGGAUCUCGCACCAUGGAUGACAACACACCCUUUAAAACUCCUCGCGAAGAGAAGGCUUUCCACACGCAAAACAAACGAUCGCUUUUACAGGGACUCUCCAGUUUGCCCAAGCCUCGUAAUGAAUGGGAGAUCAAAUUACCAGAGAUGGAAGAAGAGCAUGAGAAAAAAUCAAAGGCAGAGGAGACAAUUGAAGAUAUGAGCGAUUUUGAACGUGAGGAAAAGGAAGCAGCCGAACAAGAAGCAGCUGAACGUGCUGCCCGUCGUUCUUUAGCUGUUCAGUUAGGUUUACCUAGACCUACUGUCGUACCUACCUUUUCAGUAGAUAAAAACGCUUCCGAAAUCGAAAAGAUGAUUAGCGAAGAAUUAUCGCGUCUUUUAAAGCACGAUGCUGUCAAAUAUCCCGUGGUAGGUGGUAAGAUUGCACCUGGUGCUACCCAGUUAGAUGGUACCUUGGCAGGUCUUGAGGAUGAAUUUGAUUCAGUGACAUUACAAGACGCACGUAAAGAAUUGGAUCAAGAAAUUGUAAAUACACUCGGUUUAUCAAAGGAGGAUAAUGUUAAAAAGGCUGUUUGGGAACAUGUUUCUUCUAAGCCUAAUUUCGAGCAGACAUGGAAUCAAGAACAUGAAGAUUUAUUGUUCUCCGCAAAGUUCAAUCAGUUCAUGACACUAAAUGAAAUGGAUGACGAAAAGGAUAUCAUUCAAGGUUUAGACAAAAUUGUGGAAGCAAAUCGUCAAACAAUGAUUAGAGAUGCUACUCGUGCGGGAAAGCUUGAAAAUAAGUUGGAUAUUAGAUUAGGAGGUUAUAUGACACGAUCUAAAGCAUUAUCACAGCAAAUCGUGGAUGCCUUUGAAGAAUUUGAAGCGGCUCAAGUGGAAUACCAAAGUUUUGUCACUCUACAAAUUUCCGAAAAGUCUGCUAUUCCAAGACGUAUUGAGUCAUUGGAAGACGAAGUAUAUAAGUUGGCUAGUAGAGAAAGAGAUUUACAAGAAAAAUACAAGCAAUUGAGUGAUGAAAAGAUGGCCCUUUGCACCUAAAAAAAGGAAAUUUUUUUUCCCUUAUGCACUUUUUUUUAUCUUUUAAUAAAUAUAUAAUCCAUAUACAUACAUGUACUUGUCAA
This is a messenger RNA of Mucor mucedo, 2458 nucleotides long. RefSeq names its product pre-mRNA splicing factor component-domain-containing protein. The transcript is spliced from 5 exons. Bases 36 to 2375 code for a protein of 779 amino acids. Gene Ontology annotation, biological process: mRNA splicing, via spliceosome. The record is from RefSeq and is a predicted model, not a curated record. NCBI's taxonomy places the organism in Eukaryota, Fungi, Mucoromycota, Mucoromycetes, Mucorales, Mucoraceae. Gene Ontology annotation, cellular component: spliceosomal complex; Prp19 complex.